Messenger RNA from Lytechinus variegatus (green sea urchin), 3669 nucleotides. Its product is annotated as TGF-beta-activated kinase 1 and MAP3K7-binding protein 2-like. The transcript has 7 exons. NCBI's taxonomy places the organism in Eukaryota, Metazoa, Echinodermata, Echinoidea, Temnopleuroida, Toxopneustidae. The coding region runs from base 329 to 1942 and encodes 537 amino acids. The record is from RefSeq and is a predicted model, not a curated record.
CACGUUGGCAUUACUACAGCUGCGUGCAACAGUUUUGUGUGUGUAUUCGCUUUGGUGUACAAACAGUAUAUGUGUGUGUGUGUGUGUAAGAGUUCACAAGGGGAAUCCCCUCAUUCAGAGUUGAAUUGUACAAUGAAUGUACAUACAUUUGCUUAUUGUAUACAAGUAUUUCACAUUUUAUUCGUGAGAGGCAACUGGGAAGUGUUUGAGUACAAAUACUCACAAAACAACUGAUCGUGGAAAUUAUAGUGAAAACUUAAACUGAUCACUUGGUGUCAGAAGUAAUCUAGACUUCGUUGUGCUGUAGGCCUAUUGACGGUGGUAAUGUAUGGCUCUAGUAGAGGAAGGUGUAAGGCAACGAUUACGACAACGCUUUUCACAUCUCCCUGAUCCAGUCUUUGAUGAAUGCCUCAGAACUAAUCCAACCAACCUUAACCUGUGUAUCACUCAGCUGAAAGAGAGAAGCCAGGCUCAGGAACGGAGAGACCCCAUGUGUGCUGUGACAGCCGGAAUGGAUCCGGCGCAACACUACACACAACAAGCACCACCACAGCACCGACAGCACCACCAACCGCACCUACAACCACAAGAAGAGGCCUCGCAGGACGGCCGAUUAAACAGCGACGGCUGGUUUGAGCUCACCUGGCCUCCAACCAUGAACGCGGGAGGAGACAACGUAGACCCGCCACCCACCAGGACGUCGGAAGCGAACGAACCGACCAGUGGCUGGCAGGGGUAUAGAGAUUUAUACAGUUACCGACCGCCUCUUCAGGUCUCAAAAAUAUCUGUGAACUUACAGGACUCUGGACAAAGAGCUAAAAGUCCCGGCCCAGUCCAACCUACAACGUCCCCUUCACAGCCUAGCAGAACUUAUGAUGCGGGGAAUGGCAGUAGAACGCCGGGCACCCCAGACAGUAUCGGACUCGAAUCGAGUAUAACCUUGCCGAGUAUAUCGCCCCCUCUUGUAGACAGGACUCCGUCGCCAUCUGUUAACCCGUUCUUCCCGCCCAUCGAUCCUCAUGCUUUACGUGCCUCACAACAAUCAAACGGACGGUCAUCCCCUGCAGCGGGGUAUCAGUAUCCGAGAAGUGCCUCGCCAAGGCACGUCCCAGUCAGUCAGAACACCAGUACUGCGCCUUCCCAUUACAACUCACCGGCAGCACCGAUGCCCAUUGUGGGGCAACCCAACGUGGCGACGUCACAUCCUGUCGCUCCGCACCAGCGCAAUACCCCAGAGCCCAGACAGGACGUGAGGAGGAAAACCUCGCAGCCGGAGCGUUGGGCGGAGGUGUACUCACCCCGCCCCGAAAGCGGCGUUGAAGGUGGGGUUGGUGUUCAUGGCGCUGCGAGACACAGGACACAAGUGCAACAGUCGUACCCAACCUCUUCCCAGAGACCAGCAACCAAAGGGCCGGAGAGCAUGGAGCACAGACAUAGAAUGGGGAGUCAAGAAGAAAUUAGAUAUAACCAAGCUCUGAUCAUGCACCAGAGCGCAAGGAAAGAGAGACUAAGAAAGGACUUAGACGAGGAGCAGACGAAACUAGAGAGAAUGAGAGCAGAGAUCAGGAGUAUGGAGCAGGACCUCAAUACAAAGCGAUCUCACCGAUCUCACUUCCCAUCGAAUGAAGAACUGAGCAAGAUGAGAGAGGAGAAGAGACAACUCCAGAUUGAUAUAGAGUGUAUGAACAAAGAGAUUGAUAUGUUUAAAAAGCAAGGUUUUACCAACCCGCACAGCCAGGAGUAUUUCUAUGCUAAUAUUGAACAAGGCCCCACUGGUCCUAUACCCCCAGGCCCACCGAUAGUCCCUGUUUCAGAUCCAGUGUCACCUCCAGUUCUAGACCCAGACGAGGGCCAGCAGUGGUCCUGUACGCACUGUACCUUCCUCAAUCAUCCCUUCCUUGAUAAGUGUGAAUGUUGUGAGAUGCCUCGGGAUAGUGCCUGAACAACGAUCGUCCACAAAGACAUCAGAUCAAGAGACCCCUAGAACCUCACGGCCAACCAAAGGCAUCUCUUGAAUAGAAUGAUAUAUUAUAAGUGGUUCGUUAAGCCCAUAAAGACGGAGAUUGACAAAGAAUAGGAGUCAGGAACCUGCUUGGAGGAUCACCCAGCUGUGGUAGCGUGUGAGUGUGAUUAAUGAGAAAAGUGUGACAUCUUGCCAGUGGUGUCGGUAUGUGCUGUUUGGGAGAUAGUCCGAAGCUUGACGUCCGCAAGGAUUCCUGUGACCUUAGGUGGUGCUGUGAGAUAGCUGAUAUUCUUAGCCAUCAUUUGCUUGUGAAGAAUGAACUGCGGAGGAUGUCAUCGAUGGGAGAUGCAUUUGCUGCUUUAGAAAUGCUACAUGAAUGCUGCUAUCAUCAGUCAGUAAUAAACUGAAACAACUCUUUGCAAACACAGAAAUAUCAUUUGAAGCUACAAGCAAUGCCCAUGCCAAAUGGAAAUUCUCUCUUAAUGUUCAGAUCCUACUGGAUGAUCCCCAAGCCAUCACUUUUAGUUUUAAAUGAAGAAUGACGAGCGAUUGAUGACAGUUCUUGAUAUCAGAAUAUAGAUAUGAGGCAUGAUGGUUUGUUGGUUGUGUAGUUGUUCUCUAAAUCAGAACGUUUCGGGUUCAAAACCCAAGUUGAUGUGCUAGUGCCUUAUGGAAAGGCAUUUAUGUGUAUUACCAAGCCCCUCAGUGAGGACCUCAUGAAAUGGUAUCCCAGGGCAACCAUUUCAUGAAGAGUGUCAGCACAGACAAGUUGUCAUUCCCUCACAGUUUCUUCUCAGUGACAUUCUUGGUUUUGAUGGGCUGAGAAACACUGGCUAUUGUAAUUGUUGACCAUUUCCAUGGUAACUUAGAGUGAAUGACAAGUUUUCUUUGCUGACAUUUUUCAUAAAAUGUCAUGAUUUCUUUAGCAUUCAGGCGGGUGAUUCAUAAGCUGUUCAUAAGUUAUGAGUGACUUUACGAAUGACUGGUGAUCCUUUCUUAGGUGCCAUUCGAUAACAAUGAAAAUUUGGUGUGUGUCAUUUACCAAAAGAAAGAUGAUGAUUCGUUCAUACAGAUGCCUGUAAUAUACAAGCAGCUUUAUGGAACACCCACCUGAAAGGUCAGAAUUACAAAUGAUUAUUUCUUUAUUGAUGAGUAGCUUUAAUGUGAGAAUUUGGCUUUUGAUUUCUGUAAAAAAAAGGGCAUGUGGUCCACAAUACAUACAUGCAUCCUUCCUUUAAAAUCACCAUGUAGGAUGUCCCCUCUGCGUAGCAAGAAAAUUCAGGGAUAACUGAAAAAGCCGACUUCAAUAAGCCUCUACCAGUGUCUACACUCGAUGUAAUACAACUCAAGUUACACAUUUUUUUAUCCAAUUUUAUUUUUUUUCUGAAACUACAGUGUGGAUCGAUGAAUUUUUUUCACUUUUAAUUUAGAAUUGUUUUCCUGGAAGCCAAAAUUUUCUGUUGUGCCAUUGAAAAGGAGCUCCUCUGCUAAAUAGUGAUCAUUUUACCUGUUUGUAAAUUUAGUUUGCAUGCCAUGGUGUCCAAAUAUGAUAAAAGACAGUGAAACAAUAUUGUACCUUCUUCUUUAACAGUCAUUAACGAAUGAUAUUACGGUCCUUUUCAAUGUAUAACGGCCACCGCACACCUUACGACUGUUCGCGAUCCGACUUUGGAACAAAUCGCACUUCGCUCAUUUUCUGAAAAUGU